Mesocricetus auratus (golden hamster) is the source of this 2656-nucleotide messenger RNA. RefSeq names its product inhibin subunit beta C (gene Inhbc). The transcript has 2 exons. Gene Ontology annotation, cellular component: extracellular region. Lineage: Eukaryota; Metazoa; Chordata; Mammalia; Rodentia; Cricetidae. The coding region runs from base 615 to 1673 and encodes 352 amino acids. The record is from RefSeq and is a predicted model, not a curated record. Gene Ontology annotation, biological process: SMAD protein signal transduction; BMP signaling pathway. Gene Ontology annotation, molecular function: growth factor activity; hormone activity; cytokine activity.
CCUUUUAAUUAGACAUGGCUGUGAUUUGAGGAGACAGGAGUUCAAAACCAUCCUCUACUUCAUAGCAAGUUCAAAGCAAACCUGAGAAUUUGACCCAAACACCCACCGUGCACACACAAACAUGAAGAGUCACCUUUUGUUUAUUUGUUUACUUAUUUUGAGAAGUUCUGGAGGGCCUGAGCUCUAUUGAUCGCCCGCCUCAGUGCCUGAAGUAACUUCACCUUACAAGUUCUGCUCACAGCCUUUCUUUCCCCCCAGGCUUCGCAGAGGAAGAACUCUAACCUUUGUCCCCAGGCCUGGCAGCUUGUCUGGUUAACGAUCUCCUAAAAGGAGCAAAGGAACAGACAUCUCUCUCUCCAAACAACCUAGUCUCUCCUCACAUCCCCCGCUCUGUACUGUCACUGUAGACACACUGGAACACUCUGCCAAGUUCCACCUGUACUGGGUUCAUUUUUCUGGUCAGAUAUUUAGCUGCUCUAUCUUUAGCAAAAAGGAGUUAUGCCAGCCAGAGGCACACUCCUCCCAGGGUCCCUGGUGGCCAGGACAGAACUGGGACCACUAAUGUCGAGAACCUGAACACCAUAUGUGUCCUUCAAGGAGCACUUCCUCCAGCAAUGACUUCCUCCUUGGUCCUGGUUUUUUUGUUGCUGACUCCAGGCACCGUGGCCAACCUCCAAACUGAUGGUCCAUGUCCAGCGUGUUGGGGAGCCGCCUUCGACCUGGAGAGCCAGCGGGAGCUGCUUCUCAGUUUGGCCAAGAAGAGCAUCCUGAACAAGCUGCACCUCAGCCAGCGCCCCACACUGAGUCGGCCUGUGUCCAGAGCGGCUCUGAAGACCGCACUGCAGCGCCUCCAUGGGCCUCGUCGACAGGAAACCGUGCUGGAGCAUGACCCGACACAAGAAUAUGAGAUCAUCAGCUUUGCUGAGACAGGCCUCUCCAGCGUCAACCAGACUCGUCUUGAUUUCCACUUCCCCGACAGAACUGCUGGUGGCUUGGAGGUCCAACAGGCCCACCUCAUGUUCUUUGUGCAACUCCCUUCCAAUGCCACUCAGACCAUGAAUAUGCGAGUCCUUGUGCUAAGGCAAUAUGACACCAACCUCACCUUGACAAGUCAGUACCCGCUGCAGGUGGAUGCCAGUGGCUGGCACCAGCUUCUCCUGGGGCCUGAAGCUCAGGCUGCUUGCAGCCAGGGGCACCUGACUCUGGAGCUGGUAACUGAAAGCCAGGCAGCCCACCGUUCAGUCAUCCUGGGUGGGUUUUCUCACAGACCGUUUGUGGCAGCCCGGGUAAGAGCCGGACACAAGCGUCGGGUUCACCGACGAGGCAUCAACUGCCAGGGAGGGUCCAGGAUGUGCUGUCGACAAGAGUUCUUUGUAGACUUCCGUGAGAUUGGCUGGCAUGACUGGAUCAUCCAGCCUGAAGGCUAUGCCAUGAACUUCUGUACUGGGCAGUGCCCGCUACAUGUGGCAGGCAUGCCUGGCAUCUCUGCCUCCUUUCACACCGCAGUGUUCAAUCUACUCAAAGCCAACACAGCUGCUGGCACCACCAUAGGGGGCUCAUGCUGUGUGCCCACAGCUCGGCGUCCUCUGUCUUUGCUCUACUAUGACAGGGACAGCAACAUUGUCAAAACGGACAUACCUGACAUGGUGGUAGAGGCCUGUGGAUGCAGUUAGCUUAUGUGUGAUAUAGGCAGCCUCAGGUAGAGCAGGGAAACGCAUCUUACAAAGAAGGCCUUCCUCAAAAGGAGGGCGUGACUAUGUUCCCUCCUCUGUCCACAUAACCACCUUUUCUAAGCAUGCAGACCACCCUCUGUUGACUCCAGGAGACUUACAUCUAAAGAGAGACACCCAUGACCACCUCUUUCUUGGGACAUGGUUGAUCACACCCCUCAUUCCCAACCUUCAUCCAAGGGCUAAUCCACCGCCAACCACAAGCAACAUCGUUUGGUUCCCAGCAAAGUUACUCCUUGCUCACCCUUAACCAAUGAUGUCAUUUACUCUGCUUCCUGCCCUGCCAAGUAAUGGCUCCCACUCCAUGAUGACAUGCCCUAGCAUCUUCCCUUGAAGUCUCUGGUGCUCCAAAGAACCCCUUCCUUGGGUUGACCAGAUGGCUGUUUUCCAAAGUGAGACCCUUGCCCAAACGCUCUACUAAUACUGUUUGUGUAGCCUCCAGUGUUCUGUCUUCCUCUGCCUGUGAAGGCUGUUGCCCCAGGGCCACAUCAUCCGAGCUCUCCUAUCUUCUAGCUUCCAGCUGAAUUUGACCAAAGGGAGACUCGGGUUAGAGACUAGAGGCUGGGGAGUUACAAGGUCAGAAAACUACAUCAUGCACAAGGUCUCACACCUAUAAUCCCAACACUUAAGGUGCUUCCUACAGGUUGAGGUCAGCUAGUUCUUAGGCUAGCCUGGGCUACACUGUUAAGACCUUGUUGUAUCAUGAAUAAUAAAAACCCAGAGACAGAUAUUGGGGUUCAAGCUGAAGAUCAGAGAAGCAAAGUGGCCAGCCAACUAGCUCUUACCUCUACCUCAGAUUUUGGGAGUGGGGUGAUCCUAGCUCCACAAAUCCUUAGCAUGGCUGGAGACUGAAUCUCCUAGAACUGAAUCUCACAUGAGACCCUUUGCUUCUUCCUUAUCUACCUCUCCAGUGCUGGGAUUAAAGG